Molecule: messenger RNA, 2293 nt
Organism: Trichosurus vulpecula (common brushtail)
Lineage: Eukaryota; Metazoa; Chordata; Mammalia; Diprotodontia; Phalangeridae
Gene: GPX3
Product: glutathione peroxidase 3
Exons: 8
Biological process (GO): response to oxidative stress
Molecular function (GO): glutathione peroxidase activity
Source: RefSeq, a predicted model, not a curated record
GGUCUCAGUGACACCAUGUACCAGGUGAAAGCGUUUGUUCGAUCUUAGACUUCAUUAACAGACCAAGAGAGGGGAUCGUCCCACUGUCCUCUGCCCUGGUCAGACUCUACCUGGAGGCCUGUGUCUAGUUCUGGGCACCAUAUCUUAGGAGAGACACUCACAAGAUGGAGAGGAACCAGAAUGGGGAGGAGACUCGAAACCAUAUCACACAAGGAAGGAAUUUGAAACCGGGGGAGAGAAGACUUAGAGGAGAUCUGAUCCCUGUCCUCAGUAUCCUUCUUGGGUAGGAGUUGGAGAUCAUGUGGAUUUAUUCAAAGAGAACAGUUUGUGAGACAGCAGAGAAGGUCCUGAGCCAGAGACCAGCCCUGCCUAACAAAGGACUGUCAGCUCUCAGACUGAACCACAGGUUACGAGGAAGAAGGAAGACUGUAGGCACAGGGAAGAUGGUGGUCUCAGUCCAAGGUAGGGAUUAUGCUCGGAGCGUUGCGCAAGAAGAGCAACCUCGUGUGACUGGAGUGUGCCCAGUAUGUGUGUCAAUGGCAAGAACAUGAAAUAGGCCUGGAAAAUUAACGUGGCACCAAGUUUUGGAAAGCUUCAAAUGCCGGGCAGAGGACUUUGGUCGGGAAGGUGGUGGUGAGUUUCAUAAAGCAGCCGAGCCUUCGAUCACUCAGUGAGUGCCCCAGGGAGGUGGUGCUCGCGACCCAGACCCUUCCCAGUCCCGGGGCUUCCCCUUCGUCGUAGCCAUGGCGGGAGGAACCCUCCAGGUCUCUUGGCUUCUCCCGCUCGUCCUGUCCGCCUUCGUCCAGCCCAUCCGGGGCCAGGAAAGGAUGAAGACGGACUGCUACCCAGGGAUUACAGGUACCAUCUAUGAGUAUGGGGCCCUCACCAUCGACGGUGAUGAAUACAUCCCUUUCAAGCAAUAUGCAGGCAAAUACGUCCUCUUUGUCAAUGUUGCCACCUACUGAGGCCUGACUCUCCAGUACCUUGAAUUGAAUGCACUACAGGAAGAAUUUAAGUCCCUUGGCUUUGUUAUCCUGGGAUUCCCCAGCAACCAAUUUGGACAACAAGAACCAGGACAGAACUCAGAAAUCCUUCCUGCUCUCAAGUACGUACGCCCAGGUGGAGGCUUCGUGCCCAAUUUCCAGCUAUUUGAGAAAGGAGAUGUUAAUGGAGAGAAGGAACAGAAGUUUUACACAUUCCUGAAGAAUUCCUGCCCUGCCCCCUCUGAAGUUGUGGGCACACCCAGCAAACUCUUCUGGGAGCCCAUGAAGGUCCAUGACAUCCGCUGGAAUUUUGAGAAAUUCCUGGUGGGGCCAGACGGUGUCCCCAUCAUGCGCUGGUACCACCGGGCCACAAUCAGCACAGUCAAGGUGGACAUCUUGGACUAUCUGCGGAAGCGUGGCAGCCAAGGCAGGACUGCUGAAGACUGGCAGAAGUAACUGCUGUCUUCAGGGAGUAGAAAAGGGAUACUGUUCAGGGAAGGGAUCGCCCCAGCCCAAAGCCCUAACCAGACUAUACUGUCUGCCUGAGACCCUGCUCCACAAGACGCUGCUAUUCAGAGAAUGUGUGUGGGUGCACGGGCAGACAUCAGAAUGCCUACACACAGAGAUGUAUUUUCAGGGGUUGGGUGCCUAGGUGUGCAUGAGAUCAGAGACAGGUACAGACACCCACCUCCAUACCCUAGCUCCUUGCUCUACUGAAUACUCAUUUUCCAAUAUUAAUGUUUUCCAAUCCCAACCCACAGAGGAAAAUCAGCUUUUAAGUCAGGUUACUGAACCUCUCAGAUCUGUUCCUCAGGAGAACCCUGGUCCUGGAAUUUCCCAUGACUCCGCAGUGAACCCCUCUGCCUUAGCUCAUCUGAAGUAAGAGGCUUUGGAAGCCCAGUGACCCACUGAAAAUAAGACAGGCCCCUUCCUCAGCUCAGUACAAAUGAGUGCCUUCUUUCCCUUCUCUGAACAACCCCUUUAAACCCCCUUUGCCCUACCCCAUAGUUACCCACUGGUGAGCUGCCCAAAGGGCUCUGCCAGGGCAAAAGACUGGUGUGAAAGAAGACAGAGAGUGUCCUAAAGUAAGGGAUGGCAUCUUUAUGAUGGUGGGAUCCAAAGCCUCUCCAGGGUGGAUCCCAUCAGAGCCUGCAAAAGGUGUUAUGACCCUUCGUGCAUUCAGGUUGUGACACCUAAGCAGGGAUGCUGCCCCCUACAGGGGGAUGCUCACCCUCUCCUAUCACUCUAGCCCCACCCUCCCCCACAUUGAGUCAUACGCACUGGUGACAAAUAAAAACCUUUCUGCAGCA